UGGUUAGCCUACAGCCUAUGAUAAAAUGGGAUGAUAUUUCAAACGAAAAGGUGUUAAAUCAAUGUUAAAUUCCAAUCUUGGGUGACCUAGACAGAUUUCCUUUACACAAGGCCACACCCUGUUUAAUGACAUCAUGUAACGGCUGAUGUCACAAAGCCACAAAUGUGACAUCAGUGCCUUACUGAAGAAGUCCAUUUCAGUUCAGUUUCAGUUCAUUAGGCUACAAUGCAAGCGACCAGAGCUGGUUAGCCUACAGCCUAUGAUAAAAUGGGAUGAUAUUUCAAACGAAAAGAAGAUAAUGGAUUCUAAUGAGGAUGCAACUGCACCGGAGAAGAGAAGCAUCACAUCUAAUAAUGCUUCUCCAUCUGCAGUUCAGCCAGCCUCCACAGAGCCCACAGCAGCAGAGGCUCACAUGGGAGUCCAUCAGCACUUACUUUCCACCUCCAGGAUCCAGAUGCAGAUGAUGCCAUUUUAUGAGUACAUUAUGGAUCUCAGUGAGGAGGAAUGGGAAUCAUUUGCUGAUGCUAUGAACAACCCUGUGACAAAGGCACAGUUUCUCACAGUGUGCGUGACCGUAGCGAAACAUUUUACUUUGAGUGCACUAAACAUCAUCAUCAUGCCAAGCCUUGCAAGAAGGCUAGGAGAGGACCCAGAAUUGUUGAAGGCACCAGACGAGGGCCAUGGCUCUGCAAACAUCAUCGGCACCAGUCCAAAAAACCCAUCUAUCAUUUACAUUGAGGAUGAUCUGGAUGUCAUGGAAGUUAAUAAGGGGGUAUUGACCAAGGUCAUUCAUAAAGCAGGUAGCAGGUCAUCUCUAAGAUCCUGUGAUGAGCCACCCAUGAGCUCACACAGUUCUUCUGGAAAGAGGUCCAGCACCUCCCUGCAGACUACUUUAGUACCCCAGCAUGGCAUCACAAAGGAACUUAUCCUGCACAAUGUCCAGAGGAGUCUUACUAAAUUGAAUGAAGCUGGCUUGACUGCAGCUUCAGAAGAAUGGAUUGACACCAUCGUGACAGAAGUCACACAUACAAUAGCUUCAACCUUUACCGAGACCAGGCCAGAUCUGCAAAACUCAUCAAGACGUGCACUUUCACUUCAAAAGACCAAGAGCAUUGAACUGAUGAAAAAUAUUUCUUUGAAGUUGAAAUCAUAUAUGGCUCAACAACAUAAGCCCUCAAAAACCCAGGCUUCUUCUCUUGUGGAAGACAAUUCCAUACUGGUCUCAACUACUGCAGAGGCAAUGACUACCAUCAUACAUGAAAUGGAAACAUGUUUGGAUGGAAAUGAAAAGAACCAUCCUGCUAAAAAACUACUAACGACCAUGAAGAGGGCUGUUAAAAUUCUGGCUUGCCAAAGUGUUUCUUCGAACCAUAUUCCUGCUCUUGAUACUGAUGACCUUGGUGAGCUCAACGUUUGUGAGGGAGAAAAGCUUGGCCAGAAUUCAGGCCAAUGUUCAAGUAUUGCAUUGGAGAGGCUCUCUAGUGACCAAUUCUGCACAAAGGCAAAGAAGGCUAUCAGUGAUGUUCUCACUGAAAAGGUCAAAGCUGUGCAUUCCACGUCCUCAACUGGACCUUGCUUUUCAUCUGGGUAUGUUCUUGAGAGUAACAUCAAUAUGGAAGACGAGGAUCUUUUCUCUAGCCACUCUCCUCAUUCAGUUUACUCUGUUGGUUCCAUGAUUGUCGAUGCAUUUGUGGAGGAGAUUACAUCUAUAGUAGAAUCCACUGAAUGUGCAAGAGAAUCAUUUCUAAAUGAGGAAACAGCAAGUGAAACCCCAUCUGGCGAGCCCUCGGUGGUACCAGAUGCACCCAAGAAUCAGACUGUUGAAGCGGCAAAAGGGCUUUACGACAAAGUCCAACUAAAGUUAAAGGAGUUUUUCAAGAACCCACUGAUUCUGUGGCGCAAAGGCAUGUCAACCCCUGAUAUCGAAACAAUAGAGGCCAUGCAGGUUAUGGAUGUUUUUUCUGCUCAGCACUCAGGUGUGCAACCAACCAGUACUUGCAGUGAGCAGUUGCUGCCCCGUACCAGGCCACUGCUUAGAAAAGUACAUAGUGAUGGCACACAUAGUGUGGCUUUAGGUGAGUUUUAUUUGACCCAGACUCAACUUGAUGAAUGCACAAGAGAUGCCUUGAAAGGGGUCCUUACCACCCUCUUGUCGAAGGAGGCUGAGGAACCAUGUGUACCUUCCAGUGCCCCUGCUGACACAUUUGUGGAAAAAGUAAUUUUCCAACUGGACGAUUUGAUCUCUUCAAGCUCUUCAAUGACCUUAGAGAGCAGCAGUGAUCACUCCAGCAAGUAUUCAUUUGAGAAUGUCACAAGGACUUACGAUUCAACAGGCAGAGAGUCCUCUUCUUUGGCAUGUCUUCAGAAACUGUCUUGUGAAGUUUUUCAAACAAAUGCUCUUAUGGCAGUAAGCGAAGCCGUACUUAAAACAGUCAGAAGCCAUAAUUCUAAAGGCACACUGGAUCAACCUUAUUUGCCAGAAAGGGUUCAGGUGAGCUCCUUCUUUUUCCUUCCAGUGGAAACAGAGACGUCUGACACUGACACAGACACACCUAAUGUAGAUGUAGAGUCUGCUGCAUCAAUCAUGGUAAAUCAGAUUUUGACUGACCUGCAGGGAUGUGUCGAGUCUAUGCAUUCAAUGAAGGUGGAAUGUGACAAGCCACAUAAGGAGAAUUUCUUCACUAAAGCUUCAAAAUUGUAUCACAAUCUGCUUAACAAAAUGGAAGAUUUUUUUACUCAAAUAUCUUUCAAGGGAAUAGGCUUGGUCAAACAACUAGUAAAAGAACCUACAAAAGAGCAAAAUUGCAACAGUGAGUUUGAGCAUCCCACUUCAGAAGAGCGCAACAUCCAGCCACUGGUUGAUCUCAAGGACGCCACCAAAGAAGUUCUGAGUAGGGUUUUGACAUUAUACAAAGACGAGAUGGUGGGUGAAAAUGCAGAGUGUGAUACAUCACAUGCUGUCUCAACUGAAGACAAAAAUAUAAUAAUGCAGCUUGAAGCUUAUUUUGCCCCACCUGAGUCACCUAUUCAAAGACUUGGUAAUGAGGAUUACACUGAUGAAACAGUCCCUUCACAUACAAAGCUUAGCCAGAAACUCUCAGAAGAUGAGUUUCAAAGUAAAGCCACCAAGCUUGUGAGCGAUGUUUUACUGCUCACUAUCAGGAAAUCAACAGACUCUCUUGAUUCACACAAAGUGGCUGGUGCUUUCAUUUCCAAGGCAGACCCACAAAUGGAGGUUCAGAAUGCUGCUUCUGAUUUAGUCACAGAAGUGACUAAUGUGGUGCAGAAACUUCUGGAUUCCACAGACACCCCUGAUAUUCCAGCAAGCCCAUGCUCUUACAUGAAAAAAUGCAUUGAUAAGGAUAUAGAACCUUCUGAAAUCAUCUCUCAAACAACUGAAGAUGCUGAUGUGAAAAUCUGGUCCAAAACUUGCAAAACAUUCCAGAGCUUCAGGAGAAAACUAAAAAAUGUGUUUGCCAAGUACCACCUCGCACACUCCAAAGUUGAGGACAAAGACAAAGAAGCCAUUAGCAAGGUGCUUGGUUUUAUUCUGGAGGAACUUGCGCAAUCUGUUGAUUUGGAUUAUUCAGAGGAACAGAUAACAGACAACGUUGAAGAGGAGGAUGACCAGUUAAUGAAAGAGCCACAAAAGUCAAAUUCUUACUCAUCCACUGCUUCCAAAAGCAAAUUAUCAAAAUUGAGGUCUGAGGUCUUAUCUGGUGCAGUACUCAGCCUUAGUGAGACACCUGCUGAAGCACCUCCUCUGCGACAUGUUUAUAGUGACAUGAAUGAUAUGGAUGAAAAUGAGUCCUCUCCUAUCAAUCGUGAUUCAAUUAUCAACAUUGUUAACACCAUCUCUGCUGAGCUGGUACAGAAUGACUCUCUCUCACCCGCUCAGGAUCUUACCUCAGUGGGGGAAAGGCUGGAGAGAUUGCUAUGUAAUGAUAGACUCAGCUCACUCUCCCACAAUCUUUGUAAUCUGAUUCACCAUCUUUACAUCAAGGACCAAAAAGGAAUGAUGGCCACAAAGUCUGUCUCUGAUUCUCUUCUUUUGAACUUAGGACAGAGUGGCAAAUUCCCCAAAAAUGAUAUUGUCAGACAGUUUGUUCAGAUAUAUGCUGAGGAGACGGUGAAGCAUUUUUUCCUUCCUUGCUUCAACAUUCCAUCACCUUGGAAAAUGGAUGUUGGAGGAGUUUUCCAACAUGCUUCAUCCUCUGCAUCUUGCCUCAGUUUUCUACAUUCUUUGUCUGAAAUAGUACCCCAAAGUGCCUCGAGAUCUCCUUCACAAAUACUGCAGAGCACUUUACAAGAUCUUCCUACAGUCAUGGCAAGGAAUGUGAUUAACCUGCUAGCCCCGACUCUGCAAACAACAGGGGAAUUAGAGGCCCAAACAGACCAGCAGCCAUUACCUGAUAAUAUGUGUCUUUUUAGCAGACCUUCUUCAGGUGAUCCGACACAGAUUUCAGCGACCAAGGAUAUUGGUAUGGGUUUCUCUUAUUCCUCUCUGAACCCAGUGGAUUCCACCUCAGAGGAUUACACCAACCUGGUCUCUAUAUUAGUCAUUAGACUACUUUCUAAGUUGAAGGAUCAAGAGUCACUCGCUGACGAUAUGUUGGACAUAUCUAGAGUGCUAAUUGACAGGAUAAUCACAGAAAUUGAUGCUGCCUUGGGCAUCGCAAAAAGUAAGGCAUGUCCACAUGAUGUGAGAAUCAGAAAAGUCUUCAAAACCAUUUACAAUGAUCUCCUGCAUGAGUUUGGCGGUAAGGAGAUUCUUCUGAAGGCGAUGAUGUCAGAGGAUCCUUGCUUUGAGACGUGUCUGGUCACCUCCCUAACACGUGAGUUCAUGCAAACCACUGAUAUGCCAAAUCCAAAGGAAGAGAAGACCAAGAAGUGGACACUUGGGUUCCUACCAAAAAUCUCCAAAAUCAAAACCUUUCUUGGUCUGAAGAAAUCAAAGUCAGGCAAUAAUGGAGAGGCGCAGUCCACUAACAUGGAUCAGAACUUGGAUCCGAUCUCUGCUCAUGCUGUUCCAACUGUCCUAUGUGCAGGCUGCCUACCAUGUGUUGCACCAGUUGCCUCGAGUGGCACGACUACAUCUGCUUCACCAGAGAAGAAACCUCGCAGGGGCUUUUUCUCCAGAAUCAUUUCCAGUUUAUCCAGAAAAUCCCCAAAGAUAUGCCCAGAGACACUUCAUUAAAAUUCCAAAAAACAUA
Messenger RNA from Alosa sapidissima (American shad), 5213 nucleotides. RefSeq lists its product as uncharacterized. The record is from RefSeq and is a predicted model, not a curated record. The transcript has 9 exons. NCBI's taxonomy places the organism in Eukaryota, Metazoa, Chordata, Actinopteri, Clupeiformes, Clupeidae. The coding region runs from base 146 to 5197 and encodes 1683 amino acids.